Molecule: messenger RNA, 4649 nt
Organism: Danio rerio (zebrafish)
Lineage: Eukaryota; Metazoa; Chordata; Actinopteri; Cypriniformes; Danionidae
Source: RefSeq, a predicted model, not a curated record
GCGCCGUGGAGGCGGGGCGGGACGCGUGUGGAUGAGUGGAUGAUGCUUUUCUCCACCGGAGAUCAGCAUUUCAGCUCUAAACGUCUGUCAGCAUGAGCUUGAGGAUUAGUCUGGAGUGACAGAAGCCGUUCAGCGUUUGUCAGCGGUUGACCGUCUCCAGCAUGGACUUCCUGCAGAUGAAGCACCUGAAGAGGAAAAGGAAGAGCAACUACAGCGUGAAGGAAACUCAAACUCUGAUCCGCGAGAUCCACAAGCGGCGCGAGAUUCUGUUCUCUCGCCAGCAGAACAUGGCCAUCAACGAGCUGAAGCGGCGCGCGUGGGAGGAGGUGGCGGACAGUGUGAACGCGCUGGGCGAAGGAGAGCUGCGCACGGCAGCCGAGGUCAAGAGGCGAUACCUGGACUGGCGAGCGCUCAUGAAGAGGAAGCAGCUGCAGGCUGAACUGGCAUCAGGAUUAAAGCAGGAGUUUGAGCCGUCGUCUCCUGAUAAUGACGCUUCUCUGGGCGGCGGUGACCAGUCGCUUGACCUCAGUGGCUUUCCGAAAGACUCCUCGUGCGACUGGCAGGACCUGACAGAUCUAGGAGAGCCCAGCACACACACUCCUGGAGUCAAGAUGGAGGACGACGAGGCCAGCAGCUACAGGUUGGAGGCUGACGUUGGAGAAGGUGUGGAGGGUGACGACGAUGAGGAGGACUGUUUUCCCUCCAUCCUCCCUGAUAUGGACCGCGAGGGCCGAGUUCCUGAGGUCUUUGCUCAUAUUGAUGAAUUCGGUGUCCUGAGCUCCACCAAACCCACAUCAGGCCAGACUGCAGGCCGAGACCUGGGACUCGGAAUGGGUGGAGUAACCGGCAUGGGUGUAGCUGGAUUGGGCAUCGCUGGAGGAGAGACCACAAGCCUGCUGGUGGCGCUAGAAAGGCAGCGAUUGGACCUAGAGAAACACCGACUACAGGUGGAGUCAGAACGGCUGCAGGUGGAGAAAGAGCGCCUCCUGGUGGAGAAGGAGAGACUGCGGCAGGGCGAGGUGGAGCGGGAGCGGCUGCAGUUAGAGAAAGAGCGUCUACAGGUGGAGCGAGAGCGUCUGAGACUUGUUUUACAUCAAAACACGCCUCUCCAACAGAGCCCUGCCCCCUCGACAUCUAUAGCCACGCCCACCACUUCAUCCUCCGCCCCCUCGUCGUCCUCAUUGGAUGGAGAGAAGGACAGGAAGCUAGUUUGGCCAAUGGUGGUGGAUUUAGAGGCGGAGAAGCUGAAGUUGGAGAAAGAGCGCCUCCUGCUGGAAAAGGAGAGACUGCAGUUCUUUAAGUUUGAGUCGGGCCGGCUGCAGAUUGAGAAGGAGCGCCUGCAGGUGGAGAAAGAGAGGCUGCAGCUGCAAAAAGACGGACAGCAGAUGGUGCUGCACUCGUGAAACUACACCAAUGCAGUUAGGUAGGAGGUAUGAGGAAAAAAAAAAACAAGGGUGCCGUAGUUACCCAUUCAUUUCUGUGGGGGAAAUUAAAGUGGAAGUGAAGCACUCAGUCAAGUUUACAUUAUUUUAUAAAUUGCUUUACACUUUAAUGAAAAUAAAUUAAACAAACUCAAUUAAUGUAACCAUUUUGAAGAAAAGGACAUGUUGUACUAUAGUUUUUAGCGAAAGGGCACCACCAUCUUGGAAUAUCGCUGUGUCUGACGUCACAGGCUUUGUUCCGUUCCCUCAGGUGAACAGAUACAGUGAAAGUGGCUUAACACAGAGACUGGACAUCCUAAUUUAACAAUGCGUCAGUUCAUGGACGUUCAUUGCAGAGCUUGUGCAAAUACAAGCAUCAAAUUUGUGUUUAAUAUAUAACAAAUAUUAAUAAGUUUUCUAUUUUUCUUUUUAAAUACCGUUUGUUUGAUGCACUUUGGUCCACUCUCUCAUGCUGGUCCAGCGCUGCCAGACAAGAGGAUUUACAUUCAGGUUAAUGCAACUAUUAAAACACGACGAUUAAAAUCACGACUGUGUGGAACAUAUCAAGACAUAUUUUCUUAUCAAGUCAAUCUCUCAACCUUCUGUAUAAAAGAAAUAAAAACCUGUAAUAUGAAAAACUGCGCUGAUCUUAAUUUGGUUUGAACACGAAUAGAGGUGGGGGCUGUAGUAGUGAAAAAGAAAGUACCUGCUCUUAUUACGCCGGGCACCAAACCUUGUUGAAGCCCACACAGCCAGCCAGUCAGGCAGCGCAGUACAGAGAGAGGACCAAAGUGCAUCAAACAAUUGAUAAUUAAAAGAAAAAUAGAAUAAAUGUAUAUUUUUAUAUACUAGACACAACUUUGAUGCUUGUAUUUGCACCAGCUCCACUCCCACAACUUCACGCAUUGUGUUAAAUUAGGUUGUUCAGUCCAUUACUUUCACUGUAUCUGUUCAGUUGAGGGAAUGGAACCAAACCUCUGACGUCAACAAAGCAAUAUUGCAAGAUAGCUCUAAAAUCUAUAGUAAAACACAUCCUUUUCUUCAAAAUAGUUAUGUUAGUUGAGUUUGUUUAAUGUACUUUCAUUAAAGCAGAAUCCAGGUUAUAAAAUAAAUGUAAACUUGACUGAGUGCUUCAUUUCCUCUUUAAGUGUGUUCUUUUGUACUUUAAUUAAAGGGGAAGAUGAUUGGCAUACAUUUAAAACAAAAAGGUUGAUAAUAAAUGCAAGGAUUUUAUAGAAAAGACGGAUGUGGACUUAUUUCUGAAUGUUCCAGAAAAAUUCUCAACUUAUUUUUGUUAUUGUUUUCUGUUUUGCUAUGGACCCUUUUCACAAGAUGGUUAUAAUGUGUUUGACGGUCAUCAGCAUCUUGAAGGUUUUUAAUAUCUUCUUAUUUAUAUUCCCAGGUUCUGCUGGUGUACGCAUUUCCCGAAUUUUCAUUGCCAAUCUUAAAGUCUGUUUUAUACUUCUGCGUCAAGCGCACGCGGUUCCAUCGCCCUUGCCGUGGCUGACGCUGACACGCACCCCUCAAACAAUGUAACUACACGGCGCAACAAUGCAUACCACAAUCACUGUGAUUGGUCAACUUGGUAGUGCUGAUGAGUGUGGGCGGUGCCGAGAGCUGUGAGCCCGAUGGAGCGAGAACAAGUGUCGAGUCCUGUAAAGGAGCUCCAGACGGAAACUUUCGUUUUGUGUUUACCUUAUAACUAAAGUUGUUGCACGUCCGCCAGUUCCUGCCUCUGAAUGAGCGAGUUUUAGCUACUUGUACAUUAAGGUAAUGUUUAGAAAAAACGAAACGCCUGCAAAGAAACUCGACACAGAGGAACUCAAAAGUAGCUAGUGUUUUGGAAGUGUUAUUGCAGAGCAACACAAGCAGCUCGCAGAAGUAUAAAUACACGGCUACUCGCAAGGCAGGUGCCUUGGGUCACGCCGAUCACUCGACGCAGAAGUAUAAACCAGCUUUAAGCCAAUUGUAAUAGUUUGUUUUGGUUCAGUUUGGAAUUUCCCCAACCAUUUCAGAGCCAGGGGGAUCAGAGUGAGCGUUCCAGCUUGGCCUCACCCUGAUCAAGUUUUAAUAUCUUGAUUUUUAAUUUUUAAUUAAUUUAUUUUUUAAUUAGUGUACGUUUAUAAAGCUAUAUUUUUUAUUAAAUCAUCUUUGCACCAAAGGACAAAAGUUUCUAAUGCAGCGUCUUUCACCCUCGCAGAGGUUUUUUUUUUUAUUAUUCGAGCAAAUAGGAAUACAAAAAAAAAAGAUUUGUUGUACUCUCCCGUUCACAGGACUUUAAGUUUAUUUCGACUUCUUUUUCUGAGAAACCCGUAAAUGUGAAAAGGGUCCAUGGUUUACUAUAAAUAAAACAUACAAAUUGUUAUCAGUUAUUGAUGCAAAUCUAAAAGAAAAUUACUUAAAAAUAAUAAUCAGAAAUAAUCAAACUUAAUUGUUGCUUCAGUGACACUUUGUAAGAUUAAAAUGCUAAUUUUACUAAAAUGCUAAUCAUUUUUCAUCGUAUUCACUAUAAUAGCACUUAAAUAACACAAAAUUUACAUCUUCCUUCAUUCACUAAAAUUUAAUUAUAUUAAUUAUAUUUUUGUUUAUUUCAGUCAGAUUUUUUAUUACUAAACUAAUGCUAAAAUUUUAAAAUUGUUGCCGGAAAAAUGUGCCUGGAAAAAUAUUAUUUAUUAUGCUAUUAAGUGCAAAAAUCAACACAUUUUUAGUGUUUGUCUCUCUAAAAACAACCCAGUUUAAUUUUGUAUUAUAUAUAAUAGAUUUUUCCCUCUGAAAUGACUGGAUAUCUAUGGUAAACAGGAUUUAUUGAGGUGUCCUCAGUAAGUGAUGCAUUUCUAGCUGUAUCUACAGAUCAGGUCAGCCCACAUGAUUGCCUUCUGUUCAUGCAAAACUAUCAUUUAAUACUGAUUAGGUUGAGAAAAGUGUUCGUGUUCAUUAAAUGUGUGCAGUAGUAGAUGUACUUUUCACUUACUGAAAAAAAAGUACUGAUACUCCUGAUUAUCUUUUCACAAGAUGUGUGUAUGUACGUUGUUACCAUACUGUGUUUAAUGUGCAGAGUAAAAAAGAGCUAAAAAGAGUUGGAUUGUAUGUUAAAGGGCUCUUAUAAGUAACUGCAUUCACUAUGAAAAUCCAGGGCCUCGUUUAUGUGGAAUCAGUGUAAAUGUGAAUGUAUGGUGAAGUUAGUUGUUCCUGUUAAUGAUGUAUAUGGUUAAAGACAAAAUUAUCAGC